Molecule: messenger RNA, 3540 nt
Organism: Bipolaris sorokiniana ND90Pr
Lineage: Eukaryota; Fungi; Ascomycota; Dothideomycetes; Pleosporales; Pleosporaceae
Product: carbohydrate-binding module family 32 protein
Exons: 1
Coding region: 85-3123 (1012 amino acids)
Biological process (GO): trehalose catabolic process
Cellular component (GO): fungal-type cell wall
Molecular function (GO): carbohydrate binding; alpha,alpha-trehalase activity
Source: RefSeq, a predicted model, not a curated record
CAUGGCUUUGUGCUUUAAAGCCCGUGUGUCUGGCACGUUGAGCCCUUUGCCUCGAAUUUUAUUUCCCCUUCGAUUGCCCAAAACAUGCGACCGAACACAUUCCUCCAAACUACAGUUAGUCUUUUAGCAACAACACACCUAGCGCUAGGCUCCACUAGCAGCGAGCAAGACCAAUUCAAGCAUGUAACAUGGGAUGACGACAACUCUGUGAUUUCAACACAUGCUCUAGACCAAGGCCACUACCAAUCCCGCUUGACGCUCGCAAACGGCUAUUUUGGUAUCAAUGUCGCUUCCGCGGGGCCCUUUUUCGAAGUCGAUGAACCAGUCGAUGGCGAUGUCAUAAGCGGAUGGCCGCUUUUCAGUCGACGACAGGCUUUCUCUACUAUAGCGGGCUUCUGGAACAGCCAGCCACGAACCGUUGGAUCCAAUUACCCAUGGCUCUAUCAAUACGGUUGGGAGAGCUUUAUUGCUGGUAUCCCACAUUGGAGCGGCCUUAUUGUUGAAGCAAAUGGCGAGUUCCUGAAUGCAUCCGUCAACCCCGAUCAUAUCUCUGAUUUCGUCUCAAGCCUGGAUGUAAAAGCUGGCAUUGCGAGUUGGCGGUACAACUGGAAACCGGGUGGCCAGGGUGAUGGAACCAUCGAUGUCAACUAUCAGCUUUUUGUUCACAAGCUCUACAUCAACAAGGCAGUAGUCAGGCUGCGACUUACAUCCACUCGGGACGAUAAUGUGACUGUAUACGACAUUCUAGAUGGGGAUGGCGCCGUGCGCUCGGAUUUCGUUCAGAAGAAAUUUGAGAAAGACACCCCGACUAUCUGGUCCGCCGUAAGCCCAGGAAAUAUCACAAACGUUACCGCAUACGUAUAUUCGACUUUGGGUGCUAGUGACUGGGUCGACCUCAGUGCACGUAGCGAAGUAGCAGAUGGCGUCUUUGGUAGUGGCAACGAGUCGACUAUCGCGCAGUCUGUACCAGUCGAACUAACCGCAUUCCGACCAACCGAAGUGACUAAGUUUAUCGGAGUCGCUUCAACCGAUGCCUUCCCUGAUCCACAAAGUGUAGCUCGGGACGCUUCAAUAUCGGGCGCAAAAGAAGGCUUCUACAAGCUUCUACAGUCCCAUAUUAAAGAAUGGGAAUCAAUCUUGACGCCAGACGCUAUCGACGACUACCACCUACCGAACGGGUCCCUCCCCAAUGAUCCAGAUGUACAGCAACUACACAUCCUGGCCCGUACAAACCCUUUCUAUCUUCUUUCAAACAUGGUUGGGCCAAACGCUGUGGCUGCAGCAGGCAAUAACACAAAACUCGACAUCUACAGCAUCCCAGUUUGCGGUUUUGGCUCUGACUGUUAUGGAGGUAUGAUCUUUUGGGAUGCAACAGUUUGGAUGGCUCCAGGAAUCCAAGUGUCGCAUCCUCAACAUGCGCAAAAUGUUAUCAAAUAUCAUGUGGAGCAUUUCGAGCAGGCGCAGCGAAAUGUCCAAACAGCCUUCACUUCGAGCAAGAACCAAACAGGCCGCUUCACUCCUGGAGGUGCAGUGUAUCCUUGGACUAGUGCGAGAUUUGGGAACUGUACAGGCACCGGGGCCUGCUUCGACUACGAGUACCAUCUCAACGGUGACAUGAGCCUGGCCUUCAACAAUCAUCUCAUCAUCACCGGUGAUGGCGAAUACUUUAAUGACACCUUGUUACCGAUAUCGAACUCGAUUGCACACUUUUUUGGCCAAGUCCUGGACUUCAAUGAAACUUCUGGAAACUGGGAGCUAUGGAAUGCGACUGAUCCGGACGAGUAUGCCAACCAAGUCAACAAUGUGGGAUUCACUACCGCCUUGAUCCAGAAACACUUCCUCGAAACAAACGAAUUCAACUCUUGGUUUGCGCGUAGUCCAAACGCUAGCUGGAAUGAGAAAGCCGCAAAGAUGCGGCUCCCAGUUAACGAUAACACUGGAAUUAUCGUUGAAUAUACUGGCAUGAACGGGUCGGUAGCAGUCAAGCAAGCAGAUGUGGUCCUCAUAGAUGAUCUGUUACAUUAUCCGAAUCCCUACAGUUUGACAAAUCUGGACUUUUACGCAGCGAAACAAUCCCUUGAUGGCCCCGCAAUGACAUAUUCAUCAUUCGCUGUCGUGGCCAACGAGGUCUCUCCAUCCGGAUGUUCGAGCUUUACCUACCACGUCUACUCGUCUUCGCCCUACCUUCGCGCACCGUGGUAUCAGUAUUCUGAACAGCUGAUCGACAAUGUGGAAGAGAAUGGAGGAACACAUCCUGCAUUCCCUUUCCUGACCGGUAUGGGUGGAACGAACCGAGUCGCAAUCUUUGGCUACCUCGGCUUGGGUUUAUACUACGAUAGGUUGGACAUCGAUCCCUCUCUGCCACCACAAAUCCCAUACCUAAAUUACCGCACCUUCUACUGGAUGGGUCACGGCAUCAACGCCACUUCAAACUCAACGCAUACAACAUUAGAGCGCUUGCCACGAGAUAAAUACACACUCCCUUCAGUAAAUGCAACUUAUUUCGACAAGCCUAUCCCCGUUACAGUCGGCACUCGCAGCGGCCGAAACGUCACCUGGCACGAGCUCGGCCAAGAACCACUUGUGGUACGCAACCGACCCAUGGGCGAGACCCUUACCGUAGGCGGCAACAUCCUCCAAUGCAAAUCUCUCCUCCGAUCCCCUCAACGCAACAAACCAGGUCAAUUCCCCAUCGCCGCAAUUGACGGCGCCGCAAGUACAAAAUGGCAACCUGAGUACGCAAACACCACCAGCUACCUCACUGUUGACCUCGGAGACUCUGCCUUCUACCCCAUCAGCGAGAUCGUAAUGGACUGGGCGAAUCAGCCACCUGCGCAUUUCGAAAUCUAUUUUUCAAACUCUUCAAUUCCGCCAUUUUCGGCACAGCUGGCUGAGGAUGUGAGGAGAGUGAUAGCUGGCAGUGUGGAUAUCAGUGCGCCAUGGGAUCCCGUGACGGCGUACGAAAUUAAGCCGUAUGUUGGUAAUCAGACGAAUGUUACGCUAGCGGAGAGUGUGUGGAGUGGGAGGUACGCGCAUUUGGGAGUGAGAGGGAACCAGUUUAAGGAGGAUGCGACGGAUGGACCAACGGUUGCGGAGUGGAGUUUGGUUCGUGAGAAAUUUUGAGUUGGUAUGGAGAUGGUCUGGUAUAUAGAACUUUUCGAGUAGAUCUGCGUAGAAAGUUUGAGAUCGCUUGUAUGAUAGGUUGAAGAGAUGGUCUGGCGUUAGAUUUAGAAAUACAAGGGUUGAUUUUUGUCAGCAGUUGGGUUUUGCGAUGUAAGUUUCGUUCAUACGUUCGUUUUCUGGGAUAGCAAAACAUAUCGCUGUAUCAUGAGUUAUUUGUCACAUUAUUAUUAGUGGUGUUCAUCAAGUAAAUGGGUGUUGUAAAACAGUAAAUAAAUACAGCGCAAGAAAUUUGGUGGGAUUAUCUCUUGAGAUGAAGUCAUUUAAUAGUAGGUUGCCUAUUUACUUCAUCUCGUAACAACAAAGCUAGUGCAAAAACCAGCCCCAAUAGUCUCUAUCUUACCAGGAAUCUCAAUCUUG